Molecule: messenger RNA, 1203 nt
Organism: Columba livia (rock pigeon)
Lineage: Eukaryota; Metazoa; Chordata; Aves; Columbiformes; Columbidae
Product: galactose-3-O-sulfotransferase 2
Exons: 2
Coding region: 16-1053 (345 amino acids)
Biological process (GO): glycolipid biosynthetic process
Cellular component (GO): membrane
Molecular function (GO): galactosylceramide sulfotransferase activity
Source: RefSeq, a predicted model, not a curated record
GCCAGCAGCACUGUCAUGAACAUCCUCUUCCGCUUCGGCGAGAGGCACAACCUUACCUUCGCCUUCCCUGUGGGGGGUGGCAACCAGCUCUUCUACCCCCACCACUUCUUGGCCAAGUUCGUGCAGGGCUUCUCCCCCAGGAGCCCUCGGCGGUUCAACAUCCUCUGCCACCACAUGCGGUUCCUGCAGCCGGAGGUGCAGAAAGUGGUGUCCAGCUCGGCCGUCUACUUCUCCAUCCUGAGGAACCCUGUGCAGCUCAUGGAGUCCUCCUUCUCGUACUACAGGGGCAUGGCGGCAUUCUCCCGCGCCCGCAGCCUGGAGGAGUUCCUCAGCCAGCCCUACCUCUACUACGACCCCACGGACAGCAACAGACACUAUGCCAGGAACCUCAUGACAUUCGACUUCGGCUUCAACCCCGAUGGAGAGGUCUCAGCCAAGCGGGUGCAACUCAUGCUGAAGGCCAUUGAGGCGUCCUUCGACUUGCUCCUCAUCUCCGAGUACUUCGAUGAGUCCAUGGUGCUGCUGAAGGAGAUGCUGUGCUGGGACCUGGACAGUGUCGUCUCCUUCCCGCUCAACAUCAGGGACAGCAGCACCAAGUCCCGCCUUUCGGACACGAUCGUGGAGAAGAUAAAGGAGUGGAACAGGCUGGACUGGGAAAUCUACACCCACUUCAACAGGACCUUCUGGGAAAGGAUCGACCGAGACUUCGGCAGGGAGCGUAUGCGUCGGGAAGUCCGGGCGCUUCGGGAGAGGCAGGAGGAGUUGGCGAGGACCUGUCUGCAAGGGAUGGGCAGCGUGGCCCCCAAGGACAUCAAGGACUCUUCCCUGCGGCCGCUGCAGCACGGAAGUGCGAAGAUCUUGGGCUACAACAUCAAACAGGGCUUGGACAAGGAAACGGAGCACAUGUGCCGGCGGCUGGUGACGCCGGAGCUGCAGUACAGCAGUGCGCUCUACAAGAAGCAGUUUGCCCAGAAGCCGCCCCAGACCCACCAGCCCACUCCCUCUCGGCUGGGCAAUGCCCGGUGGCACAGGCUGGAGGGCACCCAAAACUGAGCCUCUGUGCCCCCACCAGGCAUUGUUCUUUGCUGAGGACAGUGAGGGGUUUGUCUCCUGGGCUGGGGGGCUGCUCCUGCCCUGGAGCGGGCGGGCUGGGACAUUGCUGCCCACUGGAGACCCUGGUCACCUCUGCUGUGCAGGGCCCUG